CUAUAUAUAUGAAUGGAAUGCGUCUAUCUUUCUGUCUUCGGAUCUCUAUCUCUCUGUUCCCGUGGAAAUGGAAGAAAUCAACAGCGAGAGCAAGAAAGGAGAGCCGGAGUAUAUGCCAUCGGUAAUUCCCGGGUGGUUCUCGGAGAUCAGCCCAAUGUGGCCUGGAGAAGCGCAUUCUUUGAAGGUGGAAAAGAUCUUAUUUCAAGAAAAAUCUGAACACCAGAAUGUUAUGGUUUUUCAGUCUUUGACAUAUGGGAAGGUUCUUGUUUUGGAUGGUGUGAUUCAACUCACCGAGAGGGAUGAAUGUGCAUAUCAGGAAAUGAUCACUCAUCUCCCACUUGGUUCAAUUCCCAACCCGAAGAAGGUUUUGGUUAUUGGAGGAGGAGAUGGAGGUGUCUCACGUGAAGUCUCUCGCUAUUCUUCCAUUGAUCAGAUAGAUAUUUGUGAAAUUGAUAAAAUGGUUGUUGAUGUGUCAAAACAAUUUUUUCAUCAAGUUGCUGUUGGGUUUGAGGAUCCCCGCGUAAAACUCCAUAUUGGUGAUGGAGUUGCCUUUCUGAAGGCUGUUCCUGAGGGAACUUACGAUGCAAUUAUAGUGGAUUCUUCUGACCCAAUCGGUCCUGCACAGGGACUUUUUGAGAAGCCCUUCUUUGAAUCGGUAGCAAAGGCUCUUCGACCUGGUGGGGUUGUGUGUACUCAAGCUGAAAGCAUAUGGCUUCACAUGCACAUAAUUGAAGAUAUUGUUGCAAACUGCAGCCAGAUAUUCAAAGGCUCUGUCAACUAUGCGUGGACAACAGUUCCUACAUAUCCAAGUGGGGUGAUCGGUUUCAUGCUCUGCUCUACCGAGGGACCCCCAGUUGAUUUCAAGCAUCCAGUGAACCCUAUAGAUGCCCGUUGCCAUUGUAAAUCGAGCAGGCCCUUGAAAUUCUACAGCUCAGAGAUGCACUCAGCAGCUUUCUGUUUGCCAUCUUUCGCCAAGAAGGUGAUUGAUCCCAAAGCUAAACAAGUAUAACUCGUCCUAAAGUUGCUGGUUUUGGUCCUUGCUAAAAGAGUAUUUCUGGCUUGAGUUUGAGAGAUAUGUAUCACUAUUGAUCAGCAGUUAGAUGAGCAUACAUUUCACAGCUGAAUAAUGACAAAAAGCAGAUUUGAAAUGCUUUGUUUAUGUUUGGAAUGCACGAAUUCUUUUAGCUGUGAGGGAAA
Messenger RNA from Diospyros lotus (date-plum), 1197 nucleotides. RefSeq names its product spermidine synthase 1-like. Gene Ontology annotation, molecular function: spermidine synthase activity. The coding region runs from base 68 to 1009 and encodes 313 amino acids. The record is from RefSeq and is a predicted model, not a curated record. Gene Ontology annotation, biological process: spermidine biosynthetic process. Gene Ontology annotation, cellular component: cytosol. The transcript is spliced from 9 exons. Lineage: Eukaryota; Viridiplantae; Streptophyta; Magnoliopsida; Ericales; Ebenaceae.